Molecule: messenger RNA, 609 nt
Organism: Encephalitozoon intestinalis ATCC 50506
Lineage: Eukaryota; Fungi; Microsporidia; Unikaryonidae
Product: putative recombinase-like protein
Exons: 1
Coding region: 1-609 (202 amino acids)
Biological process (GO): reciprocal meiotic recombination; meiotic DNA recombinase assembly
Cellular component (GO): replication fork; Rad51C-XRCC3 complex; Rad51B-Rad51C-Rad51D-XRCC2 complex
Molecular function (GO): four-way junction DNA binding; crossover junction DNA endonuclease activity
Source: RefSeq, a predicted model, not a curated record
AUGGGGUUGCUUAAGUACCAUGGGGUGACCGAGCUGUCGGGAAAGCCUGGAUCUGGAAAGACUGCCAUUGCCAUCGAGGAGUCGAAGGAGUUUCCAACCAUAUAUCUGACAACAACAGCGUUCUGCAUAGAGAGAUACAAGGGGUCGUCUAAAGAGGUGAUGGAUCGUGUGGUUAUAAAGUACAUCCCGACUAUCGGGCAUCUGGCAUCUUUUGCUAUGAACUCGAUAGAGAGGAUUGUUGUGGAAAGUAACACCAGGUUGAUUAUCAUAGAUAGCUUGGAUCAUCUUCUUGCCACAGAAGGCAUGGGGAUGUCGCGGGGUGUUCUUUUUGGAAUCAUCAAUAAGCUCAAAAGAGUGAGCCAAAAGCAUUUGGUGAAUAUUUUGGUCGUUACAUGUCACUACGGGACCUGGACUGUUGGGUCCUUUUGCAUACCCAAUCCUGUCCUUGGGCUUCAAUGGAUGUAUAUGGUGAACACGAAAUACAUUUGCAGCAGAAACGGAGAGAAAAGAACGCUUAAGCUUGUUCGUUCUCCUUUGGCAAGCUCUGGGACGUGGGAGUUUGAGAUUGGGCCGUCUAGGGUAUAUAUUGUGUCGGAAGCCUUUGAGUAA